AUGAAGUCUUUCCUUGCACCAUUGUCGCUGCUUUCUCUUGCGCUCGCUGGCCUGAGCAAUGCCGCGACCAUCCCCACUAAGUCGCUGGAGAAGCGCGCCUCCUCCACCUGUGAACAGUGGGGUACCAUCACCACUGGCAGUUACAUCGUCUACAACGACCUCUGGGGCGAAAGCUCCGCCACCAGCGGAUCGCAGUGCGUUGGAGUUAACUCGCUGAGCGGUACCACUAUCUCCUGGUACACGUCGUGGACCUGGGCCGGCGGUUCCUCGGACGUGAAGAGCUAUGCCAACGCGGCGCUGCAGUUCACCGCUAAGAAGCUGAGCGCUAUCACCAGCAUCGAGACUGUCUGGAAGUGGAGCUACUCCACCACCUCCAUCGUCGCCGAUGUCUCGUACGACAUGUUCUUGGCUGCCACCGCAGAUGGCUCCGACGAGUACGAGAUCAUGGUCUGGCUUGCGGCGCUGGGUGGCGCUGGCCCAAUCUCCUCGACUGGCUCUGCGAUCGCGACUGUCACCAUCGACGGUGUUUCGUUCAAGCUGUACUCCGGUCCUAAUGGAAGCACGACUGUGUACAGCUUUGUUGCAACCUCGACUGUCACGAGUUUCUCGGGUGAUUUGCUGUCAUUCUUUACCUACCUCAUUGACAACGAGGGGUUGAGCUCGAGUCUGUAUCUGGUUGACGUGCAGGCCGGUACUGAGCCGUUCACGGGUAGCGCAGAGCUGACUGUGUCCUCAUACUCCGUUGCGGUGGUGUAA
Penicillium odoratum is the source of this 756-nucleotide messenger RNA. It is a transcript of the gene xgeA, whose product is annotated as putative endoglucanase. Gene Ontology annotation, biological process: polysaccharide catabolic process. Bases 1 to 756 code for a protein of 251 amino acids. The transcript is spliced from 2 exons. NCBI's taxonomy places the organism in Eukaryota, Fungi, Ascomycota, Eurotiomycetes, Eurotiales, Aspergillaceae. Gene Ontology annotation, molecular function: cellulase activity. The record is from RefSeq and is a predicted model, not a curated record.